AUAUGCAGAGCAGCGCCUUAAAACUGUACCCCAGUUUUGAGCAAAAAGCAAUGUUGUUAAAACGGCAAGCUUUCGCUGUCUUUAGUGGAGAGAUUGACCAGUAUCAUCUCUAUCUUCCCUUAAUACAAGAACGACUGACUGAGAACCUCCGUGUUGGGCAGACUUCUAUAGUUGCUGCACAGAUGUUUCUCUUCUUCAGAGUUCUUUUGUUAAGGAUUUCUCCUCAGCAUCUAACCUCGUUGUGGCCAAUUAUGGUAACUGAAUUGAUUCAGACAUUUCUACAGCUGGAAGAAGAUUUAACUGAGGAAGAUGAACCAUCAAAGAGCAACAGCAAAAUAAGCAAACAGAAAGUCUCAGGUGAUGGCAGUGGAUCUGACAUACAGCAGAAUGAGCUGUCCUUGUACUUAUCAGCUUGUAAGUUUUUGGACACAGCACUUUCAUUUCCACCUGACAGAAUGCAGUUAUUUCAAAUGUACAAAUGGGCAUUUGUUCCAGAGGUGGACAUAGAGUCAUCCACUGUGACCUCUCAUCUGGUAGAAAAUCAUCAGGAAUGCAGACCACACAUUGUAAGAAUCAUGGAUCUGCUGAAGAUGAAAUAUGGGGGAACAAACAACACUGAAGGAAUUUCCAAGGACAAAUGUCCUCUUUUGAAUUUCCACUCUGUAUCGAGCAUCAUCCAGCUUAUGCCCUUCUUCAAGACUCUGUGUUGUGCAUUCACAGCAAAUGGGAGUCAGUCCCAGAAUUCAGAUACUUCUGCAUCUCUCUCUGUGGACUCUGUUGGCAGUAACAGCAAAAAGAUCUUGCAGCGGCUUGAAGAGAGUGUUGAAUGUGACUUCCUUGAAAACAUGGAAAAUUAA
Messenger RNA from Antrostomus carolinensis (chuck-will's-widow), 857 nucleotides. Its product is annotated as protein dopey-2-like. Gene Ontology annotation, biological process: Golgi to endosome transport. Lineage: Eukaryota; Metazoa; Chordata; Aves; Caprimulgiformes; Caprimulgidae. The annotation marks the transcript as partial. The transcript has 6 exons. Gene Ontology annotation, cellular component: trans-Golgi network; endosome. The record is from RefSeq and is a predicted model, not a curated record.